AUGGAUCUAACUGUUGAUGAUGACCAAUCAAUCAAUAGUGGAAAAAUUACCAGUCCAGAAGUAAGUAUACCUACAAAAGAUGAAGCUCUUCAAGACUUGAAUUCUAAAUCAAUGCAACCUCUAGCUAGUGAAACACAGCAAGAACAGGACCUCAACGAACAGCCAACUAAACAAGAAGAUCCUGGGAGUUUUACAUUGCCCUACUCAAUAGAAGGGAAGAAGGUCGGGAAUGCACUGUGCGAUUUAGGGGCGAGCAUAAAUCUAAUGCCCUUAUCAAUCUUUAAGAAGUUGGAUAUCGGCAAUGCAAGACCAACCACGAUUACACUACAAUUGGCCGAUAGAUCGAUAACGCAUCCUGAGGGCAAAAUAGAGGAUGUACUCGUGCAAGUGGAUAAGUUUAUCUUCCCAGUGGACUUUAUCAUAUUGAAUUACGAAGCUGACCGAGAAGUGCCUAUCAUCUUGGGUCGCCUAUUUCUCGCAACAGGGUGA
Benincasa hispida (wax gourd) is the source of this 489-nucleotide messenger RNA. Lineage: Eukaryota; Viridiplantae; Streptophyta; Magnoliopsida; Cucurbitales; Cucurbitaceae. The record is from RefSeq and is a predicted model, not a curated record.